AUGGCCCAUCAGGAUCCAGCUCAUCAAUUCAAAGAGAUACAAUCAGUUAUCGCCCAUUAUGAGGCCACUUUUGCAAACAAUCCAUCUCCCCAGGCCAUUUAUGAUGAGAAGCAGGCAAGACUGCGCACACAAGUUAAAGAGGCAGUCGCCUCUUUGCGUGCUGCAGAAACUGAUGAAGAGAGCGCGACCUACGAAGAUGUCGUUAUCGACUUGAGUGGUCAGAUGGAGGACCUGAAACGUCAUUACACUGAAAAAAGUGCUCAAUAUGCUAGAGAGCAUGAGCUUCGCCUCAGAGAGAUAAUGGAUAACCUCCGUGACCGACUGGCUCAUAUUUUGGGACUUCAAAACCCAACUCAAAAUCAAACGCCCAUCAGCCAACAAGCUUGCGACCAACCACCAUCGGACAUGCAGCAGGACCAGGACCAACACCAGAACCAGAACCCUCCAAACACGGAAACACACGAGACUGAAGCAGCUCGAGAUGAAUCUGCACAAGAAUCAUCUCACGCGUCGCAGCAUGUAGGGACUGGAACUGGAACAAAAACCACGAUAGAUGAAUCCCUCAGAAAGGAUCCUCCCAGUAACGAAGCCGUCGUGGCCACACCGGAACCGGAAGAUGCCAUCGACCAAGGCCCAAUGUUUCGCGAUGAAGAAGAUGACCACGUAGACAAUGAUAAGACCAACGAUGAUGCAGUCAACGGCGAUGAGAACGCAGAGGUUGAAAUGGCUGAUGCCGAGCAGCCUAUAGAGGUUGAGUCGGCGAAACCCAGGAACGAGUUUCCUGAAAAAACGGCAGUUAACAUCACUACUGCCAGUCGAAAUUUGCAGACUGCUCCUCUAUCACCAGUCUCGACUUGCGAUGAUAUCACUCCACGUCGAGCCACUGAACAACGGCAUAGAUCACAAUGGUCUAUGAAUGCGCCUCCCCGAAAUAUUCUCUCCUCAACGGGCAAAGAAACCUUGUCCAAGAAACGAAAAGCAUCAACGCCAGUCUCCACAACGGGUAAACGCCACAGGACUGACCCCGCGAGUUCGGCAGAGUCGCCACAGAAGUCUAGAACAGAACAGUCAUGUCAGACUACAGCAGAAACAUCUCGCAGGUCUACAACGGAACGCUCAAUCAAACCACCAAUGCCUGCAGUGGCAGAGCCUUCAGAGAGAGUGCUGAGACGCAGCCAUAGACACACCGAAGAGUCGACAGACAAUGACAAAUUCGAGGGUAUCUUGCAUCCCAAGCCCGGAAACAUUUAUACCACCUACUGGAAGAAAACUAAAGAAUGGCUUGCUGUUGUCUUGCUUCCAAUGGGCGACUUUUCCACCGUGGGUAUUCCAGGUUCCAUUGUAUCUUGUGAUCUGAUAGAAACUUUACCCUCUUGCUACAACAAGACACCAAAGAGGGGCAAAUACGUAUGGGCUAAAGGUUAUAGGAAUCGAGAAGCUCAUGAAAAGGAGCGUAUGUUUCCUGUUAUGUUUUUUGACGGUCGGCCUUUUCCUGGCAAGAGUGCCAUCAUGUGGAUUGAAGCUAGAGAAUUACGUGACUUUGACCCCAAGCAGAAACAUAAGCUUAUUCCUCACCUCAAGACAGUUCGUGGAUACCUCAAAUCAAGGGAUUGGUCCGAGGACGAGGAAGACUCGGACGAAGACUCAGAAGAAGUCAAGGACGAUGAAGGGGAAGACGCAGGAGAGGAUAAAGGCGAAAGCGCAGAAGAAGAACGAACCAGGGAGGGCUCAGUAUGGCAGGAAGAUCCAGGAUGUGAAUCCCCUCAACGAACGGAUGCCGAAGAGCACCAGGAGACCCUGCCCACAGAAGAACCUGCGUCACAAGUCAACGAUAACCCACCUCAGCCUAGCAACCAGCAAAAAUCGCGACCGCAAGAUCAAUCACAAUCAGCGUCUGAAUCCUCGGACAUACCACAACAUCAGACGGAACAUCCACUGCAAAAACGCUUUCCAACUUCGUUCUGGUCAACAGUGUCGGCGGCACUGCCUAGGCUCCCAUCAGUCGCACCAAUAUCCCGUCUCGAUCAACCGCCAGAUUUAGCAGUACAUUCCCCCCAGGAAUUCUCUACCGAAGGAGUGAAGAGGAAGCCUCGCAUAACAAGCGAUACUUUCGUCAUCGUAGAUUCAGAUUCAGAGGAUGAAAAUGAGAUGACCCAUAGUCAAGACGGAACGGUCCCUUCAGAUGCGCCAAACGCGGACAGAAUAAAUGAUCAACAUGCACAUCAGCAAGACAAGCAUGAGGCGGAGCAGAGGCGCAAGACAAAGGAUGCUGUUGUUGAUUAUAUAGAUAAAUGGAAUCCUGAUAUGGAAAGGCACCCUAGUUCACAUCUGCCUGAUUUCCAAGCUUCUACGUCGCAAAACACGGUUCCACGCCGAUACUCGCCCCUUCCUCCUAUUCAACAAGUCGUUUCCAACCUUCCAUCACAAGCUGCUCAUCAGAUUAUCAACGGACAAUUACAAGACACCCGCCCUCAGCAACCGGGACCUCAUCAAGAGUACGGCAAUGAGUUUCAGAACGGCCGCACAACACAAUCAUCUUACAAUUCAUUUCAUCUUCGACCCCUGCCGGUUGAGACUCGCCCACAACCCCAAUACUCGGUACCAAAGGACACGAAUGAGGCCCACACAACCCAACGCUUUGCAGUGAUGAAUUCUGGGGCCGUAAUGAAGGUGGUACCCCCUCAGCAGCCUCAGGGGUCUGCGCCUCUGCCAGCUCAGAACCACACGUCCUGUACUGUGCCUGUACCACCACAGCAACUUAGCUGUGCUCCACCAGAGCAAGCACAACCUCGACCCGACGCUCCAGCAGCACGUCAGCCAUCUCACCCAAUUAAACCCCAAGAACCUAGAGCAAUCCCCGAUAACCUAGAUGCUGGGGAACAAUUAAUGCGUCUCUAUCAAAAUAUCAGUCAACCCACACGCACAGAUGACGAAGCGUCCCAAGGACAAAUGCAAUCUUUAUCAGACAACCAACCGGCGCCACAAGCCGUUAUACAGUAUUAUCACACACACCAGAUGCCAGGUUCAAAUAAGUACAAUAAGCAGCAGCGCGAAUGGCUACAAAAAACCGAUGCGCGGGACGAAGAACUGUAUGCACAAAGAGGUCAUCUGGACCCCAGCCAUACAUGCUUUCACGCCCUCCCUGGCAGCACUGGAAAGGUCUCUCUUGACAGCGACGUUUUGGAAAGCGGCUAUUUCCCUAAUGGCCUCGGAAGAUACCUACAAAAUUACCCGUCGAUGAAUGGACUAUCACCAGUCCAUCCAAUCACUGGAUUUUAUGGUGCGACAUCUAGUGCAUCAUUGGCUGGUAAAUAA
Messenger RNA from Fusarium venenatum, 3315 nucleotides. The record is from RefSeq and is a predicted model, not a curated record. Lineage: Eukaryota; Fungi; Ascomycota; Sordariomycetes; Hypocreales; Nectriaceae.